Molecule: messenger RNA, 1501 nt
Organism: Triplophysa rosa
Lineage: Eukaryota; Metazoa; Chordata; Actinopteri; Cypriniformes; Nemacheilidae
Exons: 6
Coding region: 57-1244 (395 amino acids)
Source: RefSeq, a predicted model, not a curated record
UGUAACGAACCAGACAGACACAUAAAGAGACAGAAGAGAAGUUUAAUUUUGCUGAAAUGUAUUUUGAGUUUAUCGUCACUCCGUUAAAAGAGUUUUCUGGACUGAAGAGUUUGAAGAAAAUGCAUCACACAUGUUUGUUUUGCUUUUUCAUGUGGCGUCUGAUCGGUGUGUUUGGUUAUUCAGGUGAGGUGAAGUCAGUGUCAGUGAUGGAGGGAGAUUCCGUCACACUACACAACAAUGUUACUGACAUACAGAGAGGGGAUGUGAUAGAGUGGCUGUUUGGACCUCAAGAGACUCGAAUAGCUACGAUCUAUACAGAUUUCUCGGAGACGGAUGUUGUUCAUGAUGGGAUGUUCAGAGACAAACUGCAGGUGGACGAUCACACUGGAUCUCUCACCAUCACAAACAUCACAACUCAACACUCUGGACUUUAUCACAUGAUUUUCAUCAGCAGCAGCGGCUACAUUAGAGAGCCCUCAUACAGAUUCAAUGUUACUGUCUAUGAACAUGUCCAGUGUUUCAGUUCCACUGAAGCCGUGAUCCGAUUGGUCCUCUCCGCUCUGGUGGGCGUGGCCACUGUUGCAGUAGUGGUUUAUGAAAUCAGAUCCACUCUAACCACUGAGCGACAGGAAAGGUAUACUAUGGUCAGGAUUCAGUCUUUUGAUAGUUUUAGAGACAGACUGCAUAUGGAUGAUCAGACUGGAUCUCUCACCAUCACAGACAUCACAACUCAACACUCUGGACUCUGGACCUUGAACAUCAGGGAUGAUGACUCCUUAAGGGAUGAUAACAUGUUAGAGACACUAUUCAACGUGACUGUCUUUGCUCGUGUGCCUGUUCCUGUCAUCACCAGAGACUUUUCAGUGUGUUUAAAAUGUGUGUUGUUGUGUUCAGUGUUGAAUGUGACACGUGUGAGUCUCUCCUGGUACAAAGGAAAGAGUUUAUUGUCCAGCAUCAGUGUGUCUGAUCUCAACAUCAGACUCUCUCUACCUCUGGAGGUGGAAUAUCAGGAUACAAACACAUACAGAUGUGUCGUCAACAAUCCCAUCACAAACCACACACAACAUCUCAACAUCACUCAAGUCUGUCACAAGUGUUCAGACUGUCUCAGCAGUUGUGAUGCUACUGAAGCUGUGUUCCGAUUGGUCGCCUCUGUCCUGGUGGGCGUGGCUGCUGUAGCUGCUUCUAUUGUUCUGAUUUAUGACAUCAGAUCCAGAAGAGCUGAACAGGAGAGAAGAUCAUAGAUCACCUCCACACUUCAUCUGAGAUCCAUGAGUUUAUAACUUUGACUUCAUGGCUGCAGUGAGAUUUAUUCAUUGAAUGAUUUUACAUUUUAGUGUUUGUCUAAAGUCUUCCUAAGUUCCCUAUAGCGCUUGCUUUUAAUCAUUUUCUCAUACUUUGUUUAGUCUGUUGUAUUCAUUCACACACAUGUACAGCCUCUAACAGCUCUCUUUACAUUUUUGUGUGCACCUACACAAUAAACAUACGUUUAAGAGACAUA